Messenger RNA from Perkinsus marinus ATCC 50983, 159 nucleotides. RefSeq lists its product as hypothetical. The record is from RefSeq and is a predicted model, not a curated record. The transcript has a single exon. Lineage: Eukaryota; Perkinsozoa; Perkinsida; Perkinsidae. The coding region runs from base 1 to 159 and encodes 52 amino acids.
AUGGAGGGAAGGAAGAGGAAGAGGAAAAGAACGAUAGCUGAUAAGAGAAGAGAUAAGAAGAAACAUAAGAAGGACAAUAGUAAGAAGGACAAUAGUAAGAAGGACAAUAGUAAGAAGGACAAUAGUAAGAAGGAGAAUAGUAAGAAGGAGAAAAAAUGA